Molecule: messenger RNA, 2916 nt
Organism: Scomber japonicus (chub mackerel)
Lineage: Eukaryota; Metazoa; Chordata; Actinopteri; Scombriformes; Scombridae
Gene: elmo2
Product: engulfment and cell motility 2
Exons: 22
Coding region: 81-2273 (730 amino acids)
Biological process (GO): cell motility; actin filament organization
Source: RefSeq, a predicted model, not a curated record
ACACUGGUUUUUACAGCAGCGCUGUGAGAGCGACUGACCCCAUCAACACUUCUCCAUUAGGGUGCUACUAAAACACAGCCAUGCCACCCCCAGCUGAUAUCGUCAAGGUGGCUAUUGAAUGGCCCGGUGCUAAUGCUCAACUUAUAGAGAUGGACCAGAAAAGACCUUUGACCUCAAUAAUUCGUGAAGUAUGUGAUGGAUGUUAUCUUUCCAUCCUCAGCUGGUCUCUGUCUGGCUCAGAGCAGUUUGCCCUCCGUUAUGCUGAUGGCCCCCAGCUUUAUAUCACUGAGCAGAGCCGCAGUGAAAUCAAGAACGGGACCAUCCUUCGAUUGGCCAUUUCUCCUGCUCGUGCUGCUCGUCAACUCCUGGAGAGGAUCCAGUCCCAUGGUAUCGACGCUCGCCUGGAGGCUCUAAAAGAGCUAGCCAAGCUGUCCGCAGACCCGACCUUUGCCACAGAGUUCAUCAAUAUGGAGGGCAUUGGGACACUGGCCCGUCUUGUUGAGAGUGGCACCCACUUUGGUGAAAUGCUGGCUUUUACUCUCACUGCUUUCCUGGAGUUAAUGGACCAUGGCAUUGUGUCCUGGGACCUCAUCUCCCUCUCUUUCAUCAAACAGAUUGCAGGCUAUGUGAACCAGCCCAUGGUGGAUGUGUCCAUCCUGCAGCGCUCUCUGGCCAUCCUUGAGAGCAUGGUGCUCAACAGCCACAGCCUUUACCACCGAGUAGCACAGGAAAUCACCGUUGGACAGCUCAUCGGGCACCUGCAAGUGUCAAACCAGGAGAUCCAGACGUAUGCCAUUGCUCUCAUCAAUGCUCUUUUCCUGAAGGCACCAGAGGACAGACGGCAGGAGGAGUAUACUAACCCGCUGGAGCAGCACCUCACUGAAAUGGCAAGUACUUUGGCCCAGAAGCACCUGCGAUCCAUCAUCCUCAAUCAUGUUAUUAGAGGAAAUCGACCAAUCAAAGCAGAAAUGGCACAUCAGCUGUAUGUGCUGCAGGUUUUGACUUUCAACCUUUUGGAGGAACGAAUGAUGACUAAAAUGGAUCCUAAUGAUCAGGCUCAGAGAGACAUCAUUUUUGAGCUGCGUAGGAUUGCCUUUGAUGGAGAAAAUGAUCCUACCGGUACAGAAAAAAGAAAGGCAAUGUACACCAAGGACUACAAGAUGCUGGGUUUCACCAACCAUGUGAAUCCAGCCAUGGAUUUUACCCAGACUCCUCCAGGGAUGCUGGCUCUGGACAACAUGCUGUACCUGGCCAAAGUUCAUCAGGACACGUACAUCAGGAUUGUCCUGGAGAACAGCAGCCGCGAGGAUAAGCAUGAAUGUCCGUUCGGCCGAUGUGCCAUUGAGCUCACUCGGAUGCUGUGUGAGAUACUCCAGGUUGGAGAAUUGCCUAAUGAGGGCUGCAAUGACUAUCACCCCAUGUUCUUCACCCAUGACCGGGCAUGGGAGGAGUUCUUCUGUGUCUGCAUCCAACUACUAAAUAAAACCUGGAAGGAGAUGAGGGCCACUGCUGAGGACUUCAAUAAGGUGAUGCAGGUGGUCCGUGAGCAGAUCACCAGGGCUCUGGCCAUGAAGCCAUCGUCUCUAGACCAGCUGAAGAAUAAACUGCGAGGCCUCAACUAUUCAGAGAUUCUGCGCCUGCGACAGUCAGAAAGAAUGAGCCAGGAUGACUUCCAGUCUCCACCUAUCAUUGAGCUGCGGGAGAGAAUUCAGCCUGAGAUCCUGGAGCUCAUCAAGCAGCAGCGACUCAACCGGCUGUGUGAGGGAAGCUGUUUCCGUAAGCUGGGGAACCGCCGGAGGCAAGAGAAGUUUUGGUUCUGCCGACUCUCUCUCAAUCACAAAGUGCUGCACUACGGAGACUUGGAUGAGUCACCUCAGGGUGAAGUGCCUUUUGAGCUACUCAGUGACAAGAUCCCUGUCUCUGAUAUCAAGUCUGUGGUGACUGGGAAGGACUGCCCUCAUAUGAAAGAGAAAAGUGCUCUGAAACAAAACAAGGAGGUGCUGGAGUUAGCCUUCUCUGUCCUCUACGAUCCUGAUGAGACACUCAACUUUGUUGCACCCAACAAGUAUGAGUAUUGCAUCUGGACUGACGGACUGUGUGCGCUGUUGGGUAGAGAGAUGGGUAGUGACCUGACACGCAGUGACCUAGAUACUCUCAUCAGUAUGGAGAUGAAGCUUCGCCUCCUCGACCUUGAGAACAUCACAAUCCCUGAAGCCCCGCCCCCUGUGCCGAAGGAGCCUAGCUCGUAUAACUUCACCUACAACUACAGCUGAGAUGUGUGCUAGUGUGUUUGAGUGCGUGUUGGCAAAGCAUGCGUGUGUUUGUCAUGAAUGAGUUAACCUUUCUCCAUCUUUUGAUGAAUUUAACAGCAAGUGUGUGAUCCAGAAAUCCUAUUUUAUGUUGUUUUUUUUUUUUGUAAUAUGACAGGAUCCUGAAUCCUGGGGAGUUUCCUCUGUCUGUGUUUGUGAUGUUGUACGGUUUGUCAGAAGAGGAGAAGUUUGUUUACAGCUUCACACAGAGGUCAGCGGUCAGAGUCCAGUACAGAGCAGUAAAUUCAAUGAAGGAAUCUCAUUUUUUAGUGCAGUCUCCAGGCAACGUCUUGAUCUGGACUUGCCUUUCUUUGCUACUUAAAGGUAUAAACCUGCCAAGAAUGAUAAGAAUGAUGGUGCCGGAUGGUGAAUAUGGAUGGAAAGCUGUACAAAUCUGCAAAUUAGUCUUAACUUGAAUAUAUUGUAAUCAGAUGGUGGCUCAGUUGAGCCAUUUAUGUGGUCUCCAUGGCAACAGAAGGUGUAGUAGCUUGCUUUGCAGAUUCUAUACUGUGUUUCCUUUGAUGGAUGCACAUUGAAGCAUCACAUUGUCUGCAUCUCCUGUUGUCAGAGUGGAGUGAGUGAGCCUCAGAGUUUAAACUAUACUUAA